Molecule: messenger RNA, 1590 nt
Organism: Aplosporella prunicola CBS 121167
Lineage: Eukaryota; Fungi; Ascomycota; Dothideomycetes; Botryosphaeriales; Aplosporellaceae
Exons: 4
Coding region: 1-1590 (529 amino acids)
Molecular function (GO): FAD binding
Source: RefSeq, a predicted model, not a curated record
AUGCGCUUCCUGUUGCUUUUGGCCGCUGCAUCCGCCGCCUUGCUGGCCUUCGAGCCCGCUCCCUUCGACGUCCACGAGGCCCUGGCCCAGCGUGGCGUGCAGCUUGAUCAGGCACAGCUUGCGGCUGAAGCUCCCGCUGCAGAUGACACUGCCGCCGCCUGCGAAGUGGCCUGCUCCACGCUCGCUUUCCUCUACAAGGACGCCGUCGCCAGCCGUUACACGCCCGCCUACACAAACCAUCAGCACGCCUAUUGGUCCCUCCAGCAGGCCACCGCCGAGCCCUACUGUAUCUUUUGGCCCACCCACGCCUUUCAGGUCUCGACGACCAUCUUGCUGUCGCGCCUCACCCGCUGCCCCUUCGCUGUCAAGAGCGGCGGCCACGCCGCCUUUGCCGGCGCCUCCAGCAUCCAAGGCGGCAUCACCAUCGAUCUGCACCUCUUGAACGAAUUGACGCUGUCCGCGGACAAGUCGCGCAUCUCGCUUGGCCCGGGAAACACGUGGUAUGACGUCUACACGACGCUGGAGCCAGAGGGCCUUGCUGCUGUCGGCGGCCGCGUCGCGGCAAUUGGCGUCGGGGGACUGACCCUGGGAGGAGGUAUAAGCUUCUUUUCUGGUCUUUAUGGGUGGGCCUGCGACAACGUUGUGAACUAUGAGGUUGUUACUGCGAGUGGUCUCAUUAUCAACGUCAACCGUCAAUCCUACCCCGACCUCUACUGGGCGCUUCGCGGCGGCGGCAACAACUUUGGCAUCGUGACGCGCUUCGAUGUAGCCACUUUUCCUCAAGGUCUCAUGUGGGGCGGGGGACGGUUGUACUCGUGCGAGCACCGCUCAGCCAUCAUCGCGGGCUUUAUGGAAUUUGGCGCGAACGCGGCGACGGACACGAACGCAGCCGUGAUCCUGUCCUUUGCGUACGCCAACGGCUCUUUCCUUGCUGAGUUUGACAUGCAAUAUGCAAAGCCCGUCGUAAACCCGCGCAUCUUCGAGAACCUUACCCGCAUCCCUGACGCGCUCAAAGACACGACGCAGGUGCAGUCGCUGGCGGACCUGACGCUGCAGUUCAACCACUCGAACCCGUCGGGCAUGCGCGAGACGUACUGGGCCACGGCGUACAAGCUGGACCGCGCCCUCGUCGACGCCAUCCUCGACGUCUACAUGGCCGAGAUCGACCGCAUCGGCCACGUCGACGGCCUCGUCCCCGCCUGCACCCUCCAGCUCAUCACGAUCCCGAUGCUCGAGCACAUGGCCAAGAACGGCGGCAAUCCACUCGGCCUCGCGCCCGGCGACGGCCCGCUGCUGCUCAUGAACCUUAAUGCCCGGUGGACGCGUGAGGCCGACGACGCGGCCGUCCUGCGCGCCAAUGCGAACAUCGUGGCGAGAGUGGACGAGCGCGCCCGCGACCUUGGCGCUUAUCAUCCGUAUGUCUACAUGAACUACGCGUCGCAGUUCCAGAGCGUCAUCCCGAGCUAUGGCGAGCAGAACGCGCGCCGCCUCCGCGAUAUCGCCCGCAAGUACGACCCCGAGGGCGUGUUUCAGACGCUGCAGCCUGGGUACUUUAAGCUGGAUGGCGCCAAGACGAGCGAGUGGUAUUGA